Messenger RNA from Periophthalmus magnuspinnatus, 1270 nucleotides. Its product is annotated as C-X-C chemokine receptor type 4-like. Gene Ontology annotation, molecular function: G protein-coupled receptor activity. The record is from RefSeq and is a predicted model, not a curated record. Gene Ontology annotation, cellular component: membrane. Lineage: Eukaryota; Metazoa; Chordata; Actinopteri; Gobiiformes; Gobiidae. The coding region runs from base 21 to 1124 and encodes 367 amino acids. Gene Ontology annotation, biological process: brain development; immune response; neurogenesis. The transcript is spliced from 4 exons.
AGUCCAGAAGUAUACUCGCCAUGUCGUACUAUGAGCAUAUUGUUUUUGACUAUGACUUCAAUGACACUGGUUCAGGGUCUGGAUCAGGAGAACUGGGAGUGGAUUUGGAUGAGCCCUGUGAUGUGGAGCACUUGAUGACGGCUGAAUUACAACAGGUCUUUUUACCUGUGGUCUAUGCGCUCAUCUUUACUCUGGGCAUCACUGGAAAUGGACUUGUGGUCAUAGUGUUGGGAUGCCAGCGCAGGUCCAAGUGUAGUCUGACAGACCGGUACCGCCUGCACCUCUCGGCUGCAGACCUCCUGUUUGUUCUUGCUCUUCCCUUUUGGGCGGUGGACGCUGCUCUGGCUGACUGGUGUUUUGGAGCUGUUACGUGUGUGGGUGUUCACGUCAUUUACACUGUGAAUCUGUACGGGAGUGUCCUCAUCCUUGCCUUCAUCAGCCUGGACCGGUAUUUGGCUGUGGUCCGAGCCACUGACACCAACACCGGGGGACUGAGGCAGCUGCUGGCACACAAACUGGUUUAUGCAGGUGCGUGGUUGCCUGCUGCGCUCUUAGCCAUCCCUGACCUGAUUUUUGCCAGGACUCAGCAAGGAGCUGAGGGAACCACUCUUUGCCAACGCUUCUACCCAGAAAAGAAUGGUCCUUUGUGGGUGGCAGUGUUCCACCUGCAGCUUGUUCUGGUGGGUCUAGUGGUGCCCGGCCUGGUUCUACUGGUCUGUUACUGCGUCAUUGUCACAAGGCUGACAAGGGGCCCGCUUGGAGGACAGAGACAGAAGAGGAGAGCUGUUCGGACCACCAUAGCUCUAGUGCUGUGCUUUUUUGUGUGCUGGCUGCCCUAUGGAGCGGGUAUCUCUGUGGACGCAAUGUUGAGACUGGAGAUCUUGCCUCGUAGCUGUCACCUUGAAGCUGUUUUAGGGGUGUGGCUGGCUGUGGCUGAACCAAUGGCCUUCGCUCACUGUUGUUUGAACCCACUUUUGUAUGCCUUCCUCGGGGCAGGAUUCAAAAGCUCAGCCCGCAGAGCCCUGACACUGAAUAGGGCAUCGAGUUUAAAGAUUUUACCUCGAAGACGCACAGGACAGUCCACAACAACAGAGUCCGAAUCAUCCAGUCUGCACUCUAGUUAGGUUCACUGGAGCAGCCAUAUUGUAAAUACUGUAUGAAGUGACUUGUAGAAAGUUUCUCAUAGAAAUUUGGAAACUGGAGAAGCAGUCUGCUGGACCAUGACUAGACUUUAGUUUCUGAUGUAAAUAGUGUUUUCACAGUUGUGUUU